CUAUCCCGCCCACAAACACGUCUUCCUGUAGUCAUCAAAGUGGGUAGCAGCAAGCUAGAAGGCGUUAGUUCACGUGUGCCAUGUAGAUAACAUUGUGCUCAUGCCCCUGGAGUUACUUAUGAGAGGACACUGAUGGGAUAAAAUGCAAGUCUGUCAAAAGAACUGAGAUAAGGAGCAGUCUGCAGAGGCUUAGCUAUAAGGUAUUCACAGAGUUCUCACCCUUUAGAAGCUACUAUGAACAAGGAAAAGAAAAGAACUUCAGAGAAGAUUUUGAGUCAUGUCCUUGAGAUCCUUUACUUGCUGACUGGAGAGGCUUCAGUCAUGCAGCAGUUUACUAACUCACUAGUGGCGAAAGAAAUGUACAAGGACAAGAAGAAAAUGGAUACAAUGAUUGAGAGGAUCUUAAAACACACAAUGGAGAUUAUUUAUCUUCUAAAAGGAGAGGAAUACAUCAUUGUGAAGAAGGAUUCUGUCCAUUGCAACAUUCACCAGGUGCCUGAAGAGUGCACAGAGACUGCAGAACCUUCCUCCAUAGAAGGACCCAAGACUGAGCCUCAAGAGACACUGAGCACUUCAGACCUCUCAGCAAACAAAAGUUCAGUUAUUCAAAAGGACGAUUUAGACACUGUUAGCAAAGAAGGAGAGGAUGAGAUAGAUGAUAAGGAGAUUCUGCAGGUGAAAAUCCAUUCCGACCUUUAUACAAGACUCCCAGAGGAAAAUGUAGACAUUGCUAGUGAGCAGAUAGAGGAUGAGAUAGAUGAAAGGGAUAUUCUUCAGGUUAAUAUCCACUCAGACCUCUAUGAUGAAUCAAUAAAUGAGGAUGAAGAAGAUGAUGAAGAUGGAAAAGAUGUUUUGCAGCUGACAUUCCACCCGGAUUCAUAUACAGAUCAGUCCAAACUCUUGAAAACAUCUGAAAAACAUAUUUCAGUUACAUCAAGAAAUGGUGAACCUGAAGAAGUAAAACGCCGUAAUAGGAGUUCUUGCAAAAAAUCUAGGAAUAUUAUGACGGAAGAAUUAAACAUAAGUUUUGCUAAACCCCGCAUGAUCUAUGAGACAGGAGAUGCCAAAAUGUUUUGCACAGCUACAACUACUAAGGCCUGUACCCAAAAAAGCAAUGCUGCACUGGAAGGAGACAGCAAUGAUGAGAAGCCUAAUGCUAGUGAUUCACAGCAGCUGUCACACUCCGUGGAAAAACCAUAUUCAUGCCCAGAAUGUGAAAAAAGUUUUAACCAAAAAUCAUGUCUUGUUAGACACCUUAAAAUACACACAGGAGAGAAACCAUUCAUAUGUUCUGAUUGUGGAAAGGGAUUCAGCCAAAAUUCAUCCCUUCUGAGACAUCAGAAACUGCACACAGGAGAUAACGAAUUUACAUGUACUGUUUGCGGAAAGUGUUUUACCCAGAAAUCAGCUCUUGUUAGACAUCAUAUAAUCCACACAGGAGAAAGGCCAUAUUCUUGUUCUUACUGUGGGAAAUGUUUUAACGAUAAGACAAGUUUUAGUAGACAUCAAAGAAUUCAUACCGGGGAAAAUCUGUUUGCGUGCGCUGAAUGCGGAAAAUGUUUUGUACAACAUUCAAACUUUAUUAGACAUGAGAAGAUUCAUUUGAAAGAGAAAUACAGUAGAUCAUUGAUUCUCAGACGUUUAUGGGGUGAAGGAUCCAGUGAAUAAUUAAUGUGAUUCAGCCUCUGAUCAACAACAACAAAACAUGAAAACAAGUGUUUAUAUGACCUGCUAUUUGUUUGUGAUAAAGGUUUUUGUAGGGACCCCAGCUUGUACAUCUGAAGAGUGAUUUAAACUGGGACAGUCAGUAUAUUAUACACUUUUAAUACUAUUUGUAUUUACAAUAUAACACUCCUAACCAAUGCAAAAUUAGUGAUUAAACACUAACUUAAAGAGACAUUGUAUUAUAAAAUUUGUUUCCCCUUAAUCUGUUCCAAAUGACUAGUUAUACCUACUGCAGGGUAAUAAAUGUAUGGGAAAUUGUUACUUUGUGUUUAUUUUCAUAUUUGGCAUAGCUGUUUUUGCUCAUUAAAACCAUCACCUAUUGUCUUCAAGGACAUGUCCAUAAAAAUGGGCUGAUCCUGCAGGUAAAGCAAACCUGCUCAUGUUAUGUGUGUCUAAACACGCAGCCUAAUAGAUAUUGAAAUGCUAAUUAUAGGGGGGCAAUGAGCACAACCAGCUGUUUCAGAUACCAAUUCUUUUGUUCCCCCGACUGGGAGGUUAAAGGGAUAUGAAAAUUAAAACUUUUCUUUUGUGAUUUGGACAGAGCAUACAGAAAAUAGUGCUGGCAUCAAGUGCUCUUGCAGAUGGAAAACAUUAUUGUAAAACUGCUGCCAUAAAGUGCUCCUCAGCUUAUGUCCCUGCUUUUUAACAAAUGAUACCAAGGGAACAAAGAAAAAUAGAUAACCAAAGUAAAUUAGAAAUUUGUUAAAAAUGGCAUGCUCUACCUGAAUCAUAAAAGGAAAAAAUGUUGGUUUCAUAUACCUUUAAUUAGUGCUAUUACUUCCUGUUUACAUAGCUUUUCUACAUAGUAUAUUUUCAUUAUUGUUAUUAUUAUGAUUUAUUUGCAAAGCUCAGCAAAAUUCUGUAGGUAUUGGUUUCAACUGGCAAAAGCCGCUAUUUCAAGCAAAGAAAUAAAUAAAGGUAAAGGAGUGGUUUGCAGACAAUUAAAUACACUCCAGACCAUUAAGAGCACAUCUAAGGGGAGAAAAAUUACAAUGUCCCAUUAAUAUUUAUUUUUGAGGAACUUCUGAAAUAAAUACUACAAAAUAUAA
This is a messenger RNA of Bombina bombina (fire-bellied toad), 2774 nucleotides long. Its product is annotated as oocyte zinc finger protein XlCOF7.1. The coding region runs from base 235 to 1668 and encodes 477 amino acids. The record is from RefSeq and is a predicted model, not a curated record. Gene Ontology annotation, molecular function: RNA polymerase II cis-regulatory region sequence-specific DNA binding; DNA-binding transcription factor activity, RNA polymerase II-specific. Lineage: Eukaryota; Metazoa; Chordata; Amphibia; Anura; Bombinatoridae. Gene Ontology annotation, biological process: regulation of transcription by RNA polymerase II. The transcript is spliced from 10 exons.